Molecule: messenger RNA, 2303 nt
Organism: Paraphaeosphaeria sporulosa
Lineage: Eukaryota; Fungi; Ascomycota; Dothideomycetes; Pleosporales; Didymosphaeriaceae
Exons: 4
Coding region: 332-1951 (539 amino acids)
Biological process (GO): phenylalanyl-tRNA aminoacylation
Cellular component (GO): phenylalanine-tRNA ligase complex; cytosol; cytoplasm
Molecular function (GO): ATP binding; tRNA binding; phenylalanine-tRNA ligase activity
Source: RefSeq, a predicted model, not a curated record
CGCUGGGUGGCGGCGGAUGAGUGCGAAUGGCGUCCUCUCUGGGGAUGAUACGUGUACAUGACGAAGGAGCUUCCUGUCUCUCGCUGAUUGUAGAUUACGAGUCAGAUACUGGUAGUAAUAUAGAUACCUCCUAAUCAUCUUGGCGCCGUGCAUGGUGACUGCAGUGGAAUGAACAAUGCGCCGUUGGAGGGGCAGGCGCGAACCGGCGUCGGCAAAACUAGGGCUCCGCGCUUGCUUCCGUCGCGAUAUUCCGAAACAGUCAUAGCAUCUCGAGGACUCAGAACGCUCCCCGCACUCUCCACGCAUUCGACUCCCAGUUACGCACGCAAUCAUGGCAGGCGGUACGCGCGGACCAGUCCCUGUCCCCCUCAAGACCGAAGAGCACAAUGUCACGCAAGACGUCCUGGAUCUGCUCGAGUCAAAACAAACCCUCCAAACUUCCGAAGACUUUCCGUCGAUACCUCAGGCAGAGAUCAAAGCAGCACUGGACCGGCUCGCGAGUCGGUCCAUGGUCGAAUAUCAGGCCCACGAUUCAGAGCAGGUCCUUCUCACCCCAGAAGCCGAGUCGAUCGUAGCAGACGGAUCGCACGAGUUCAAGGUCUGGAAGGCCGUCAAGGAUGCAGGCAAGGUGCCAAUCAAAGAGCUUGCGAGCAUUGUCGGCGCUGAAUCUGCGAAAGUGGGGCAAGGCAAUGCCUUCAAGAACAAGUGGAUCAAGAAGGAUGGCGAUUCUCUCGUACUCGUAGCGGACACGGUCCAGGACGCGACGCGCGAUCUUCUCAAGGGCAUUCAAGAGACCAAGACCCUCUCGGACAACAAAACCCUCAACGAGUUGAAGAAGCGGAAGCUCGUAACGGUAACCAAGGUCAUUGACUACAGCGUAACGAAGGGCCCCAAGUAUGCAAAGGAGAUACCUGUCGAGGUCACGGACCUGACGGCAGACAUGCUGGCAAGCGGCGCGUGGGAGACGGCAAACUUCAAGCCGUACAACUUCAACGCGCUCGGUGCGCCGCAAGAUGCGGGCAGCUUACAUCCACUGAACAAGGUGCGCCAGGAGUUCAGGAACGUUUUCUUCUCACAAGGUUUCGUGGAGAUGCCUACCAACCACUACGUCGACUCGGGCUUCUGGAACUUCGAUGCCCUCUUCGUCCCACAACAGCACCCCGCCCGUGAUGUCCAAGAUACCUUCUUCAUCUCAGACCCUCCCAAGGCGGACAAACCGCGUGCAGAUCCUAUCACAGAGGCUACUAUGGACACAAUGGAGGCAGGAUCGAGAAAGCUUUUCGCGAAGCCCAAUGAGACUGGCGAGAAGCCCAAGUCACGAGACUUUGAGAAAUACUGGCAAAAUGUACAGGACGUGCACCAGAAGGGCGCCUUUGGCUCUGUCGGCUACAGGUACCCCUGGUCAGCCGAUGAGUGUCUGCGUCUUGUGCUGCGAACGCACACUACCGCUGUUUCUACCUGGGUUCUACACCGUCUGGCAGAGAAUCCGCGACCUGCGCGUUACUUCUCUAUCGACCGUGUCUUCCGUAACGAGACGGUGGACGCUACACAUCUUGCAGAAUUCCACCAGAUAGAAGGUGUCAUUGCAGACUUCGGCCUCACUCUUGGAGGUCUGAUGCGCUUCCUCGAAGACUUUUUUAGCAAGAUGGGUCUGGAGAACUUGCGCUUCAAGCCAGCAUAUAAUCCCUACACCGAGCCCUCGAUGGAGAUCUUUGGUUUCCAUAAGGGUCUCAACCGCUGGAUCGAAAUCGGCAACUCUGGGCUCUUCCGUCCCGAGAUGCUGGAGCCUAUGGGCCUGCCCAAAGACAUGCGCGUUUACGGCUUCGGGCUGAGUCUUGAACGCCCGACGAUGAUGAAGUAUGGUGUCAACAACAUCAGAGAGCUGCUCGGACACAAAGUAGACUUGACAUGGAUCAAGGAGCAACCUGCCGUGCGGUUGGAAAAGGACUAAAUGCUUGGUUGCGUUGGAUGAGGUAAAAAGAUUUCCGCGGGGCGCUGCUUUGGCUGGGCUGAUGUGUAUGAUGAUAUGAUAAACGAGCGGGCGUCAAUAUAUCCACAAUGGCGGAACGUUGAAGAGUAUCCUCAAUGAAUCAAGGGGUUUUCAACAACUUGGAGCUAAAUGUAUAUUCCUAACGCCGUACAGUUCAAAGGAUUGAAUACUCGAGUGGAGAGAGCUGCGAGAUUGUGGCGGCGCACCGAUACACCCCGUAAAGCUCUACGCUGUCUAGGGAAAAUGUAGGACAUUCCUGCCCUAUCAAUAGCGGAUGCCCACACUAUAACGCCCCUUCGUUCUCGCUCGGUCC